AUGGAAGCUGUUCAAACUUUCGGUCGCAAGAAAACCGCUACUGCUGUUGCCCACUGCAAGCGUGGACGUGGUCUCAUUCGUGUCAAUGGUUCUCCUCUUGAACUCCUUGAACCUGAAAUCUUGAAGUUCAAGGUUUACGAAGUUGUCCUUCUCCUUGGUGAAGAACGUUUCGCUAACGUUGAUAUUCGUCUCCGUGUCCAAGGUGGUGGUCACACCUCUCAAAUCUAUGCUAUCCGUCAAGCUCUUGCCAAGGCCAUUGUUGCUUUCUACCAAAAGUACGUUGACGAAGCUGCCAAGAAGGAAAUCAAGGAAAUUCUUGUCCAAUAUGAUCGUACUCUCCUUGUUGCUGAUCCUCGUCGUUGCGAACCCAAGAAGUUUGGUGGUCCUGGUGCUCGUGCUCGUUUCCAAAAGUCUUACCGUUAA
This is a messenger RNA of Halteromyces radiatus, 423 nucleotides long. Its product is annotated as 40S ribosomal protein S16. Gene Ontology annotation, biological process: maturation of SSU-rRNA from tricistronic rRNA transcript (SSU-rRNA, 5.8S rRNA, LSU-rRNA); translation. The record is from RefSeq and is a predicted model, not a curated record. Lineage: Eukaryota; Fungi; Mucoromycota; Mucoromycetes; Mucorales; Cunninghamellaceae. Gene Ontology annotation, cellular component: ribosome; cytosolic small ribosomal subunit. Gene Ontology annotation, molecular function: RNA binding; structural constituent of ribosome. The transcript is spliced from 3 exons. The coding region runs from base 1 to 423 and encodes 140 amino acids.